Molecule: messenger RNA, 1874 nt
Organism: Podarcis muralis (Common wall lizard)
Lineage: Eukaryota; Metazoa; Chordata; Lepidosauria; Squamata; Lacertidae
Gene: SAP30BP
Product: SAP30 binding protein
Biological process (GO): regulation of DNA-templated transcription
Cellular component (GO): nucleus
Source: RefSeq, a predicted model, not a curated record
UGCGUCACUCGGGCGCGCCGGAAGGCAAUUCGCUCGCGACGCUCGGAUAGAAGAAAAUGGCGGCGGCGAAGAAAAGCGUCCUCUCUUCUUUGGCCGUUUAUGCUGAGGAUUCCGAGCCCGAAUCCGAUAGUGAGGCCGGUGGAGCGGCCAGCGAGCGAGGAGCAGGGACGACGGAAGAAAAAGGAGGUCUGGUGUCAGAAGGCUACGGAGAGGAUGACUUCAGUAAAAUGGAGGGAGAGGAGGAUGGUUAUGAUGAUGAUGAAGAUGAAAAUAGUAGACAAUCGGAAGAUGACGAUUCAGAGACUGAAAAACCUGAGGCUGAUGACCUAAAGGACUUUUCAGAACUGGAGAAGAGAGAUCCCCAAGAACUAGUUGCUUCCUUCUCUGAGCGAGUAAGAAACAUGUCUCCUGAUGAGAUCAAAAUUCCUCCAGAACCCCCUGGCAGAUGUUCCAACCACUUACAGGACAAGAUACAAAAGCUGUACGAGAGGAAGAUAAAAGAGGGCAUGGACAUGAACUAUAUCAUUCAAAGGAAGAAAGAGUUCCGCAACCCAAGCAUCUAUGAGAAGUUGAUCCAGUUCUGUGCGAUUGAUGAACUUGGCACAAAUUACCCCAAGGACAUGUUUGAUCCUCAUGGGUGGUCUGAGGACUCCUAUUAUGAGGCACUAGCGAAAGCACAGAAAAUUGAAAUGGACAAGCUGGAAAAGGCCAAGAAGGAGCGAACUAAGAUUGAGUUUGUAACAGGCACUAAGAAAGGAACAACAAACGCUCCCUCUACAACCACCACAACAGCCAGCACUGCAGGUGGUGAUGCACAGAAGAGGAAAAGCAAGUGGGAUUCUGCCAUUCCCGUGACAACAAUAGCUCAACCCACCAUUCUCACUACUACUGCAACACUGCCAGCUGUGGUAACCGUCACAACCAGUGCAAGCGGCUCCAAAACAACAGUGAUCUCUGCAGUUGGCACCAUAGUGAAAAAGGCAAAGCAAUGACGAGUGCAGUGAAGAGACUGACUUUGAUUCAUGCCAAAAGCACCACUUGCAGAAGUCAGAGGGGUAGGAGAUACUCUCCUCCUGGUGCAAAAACGAAAGACUGUUUAAAAAAUGGACACACAAGAAGAGGAGGAGGUGGCUAUGCAUAAUCACAACAGAUAUCUAUGCGUGAAGAAGCUCUCUUUGUUGGAGGAGCUGCCCCUUACCGAGUUGCGUGCAAUGAAAUGUCAGUGUGUAAAUAUUAGUUCACUAAAUGUUGUAUUAUAAUUGUGACUGUCUUAGGAUCCUUUGAACUCUGUGAAAUGAGAACUUGAGCAAGAAACUACUGAAGUCAAUCAGUUGCACUGUGAACCAUUCAAUACUGAGUGACAUCUACUUGCUCUCGCUUCUCAUCUCUGCCUCCAGCAAUUACAGGCAGGGGUGCCUUAUUCAGUUUUCCUGCAGAUAAUUGUAAGAGUCAUAAAGAAUUGAUUGUAUAUAGGCUCACUUUCAUGCAAACCAUGAUAGAGACUUGUGUGGAUUGCCCUUAUGUCUCCCAUUUAGUUUCAGUCAUCUGGGGCUUGAAAGCCUGGACAUUUGAAACUGCAAAUCAACACUGAUGUUUAUGUCUAGCCGUUCGAGAACCAUUGCGCAUAAUUUGGACUCUACUGAGGAGAAGGAGCUUGUGGAACAGAAAGAAGCACCAAAUAGUUUCUACAGAUGUAAGCUGGUGCCAGAGCUCCUUUGCCCCCUUUAAAUGUCAGUGUGCAUGUUAGUGACAUAGGUACCAAACUGUAUAAUUGCAAUAAUGCUGCCAUUUUCACCAUUCUCAUGACAAAGAUGCUGUUGAUUUGUAUAAGCUUUCUUACCUGUGUAACUGAACUUUGGAAUAUAAAAACAUUU